UCUGAAGAUUAAAAUAUGCAAAUCAGCUAGCCUACAAAAGCACGCGCACGCACGACGAAACCAUCUUUCGUUUCGAGCACACGAGGGUGCUACCCGUUUUCACCUCGAAGGUAAGUGUCGUUGAUACAAUAGUGAUUUUUGAAAGAACGCGAGCAUUCUUUUUGCUUCGUUUUAAUUUUCUGUAUUUUGUUACCGAAACCGCGUAUUGACUGUUGUAGACACACGUUCUUAUUUUUGUUUUGAUAUUUUUUCAGGAUUUGGUCGCUUGCGUGACAAGCCACGUGCGUGUGUGGUUUUUUUCUAUUUAUCAUGUCUGACGUGUCAGACGACGCCCUAUCGUUAGGGUCGGAUAAUGAGUUUGAGUUUGAGGGGCCCGGCGUUAAUGUUGGAGCUAACGUCACUGUUUGCAGCGAAGCUGCAACUUCUCCGGUCAAAUUGGCCAGACCCAAGACUCGGCUUCAGUCGAAAAGGGUCGGUAAACAGAAAGGAAAACCGACGCAGUCGGAGAGUGUUCCAAGGAAAAAGAGAAAAGCCGGUGACGAGAAACUUGACUCUGUGUUGUCUGCUAUAGAGCAGUUAACGAAAGUGGUGGCUCAGAAAAAAGUUUCGGACGAGAACGUGCGAGACGUUCGCGAGAUCCAAGAUGGCGACCUCCGUGGUCGAGAGAUUGAUGAUUUAUCCUUGUUUGAAAAGGAGUCCGAGGAUGAUGGUUCGGAAGAGUUUGAGGAUGACGAGGUCUUCCAGUUAGCGGAUAUAUAUGACAAGGCCAAGUUCGGACCAGCUCUUUCGGCGAAAGUAGCGGAGAGCAUUACUUCUGCCGUCAGAACUAGGGCGGACGUGAGUAAACUGAACGAACUGUAUAAAAUUCCUGAGAAUAUUGAGGCACUGUUGCCCCCGCAUACCAACCACGCGGUGUGGAAUUUCGUUGGGGCCAACGCCCAGACAUGUGAUAGAGCCUUGCAAGAUUUUCAGAGACUUCUGGGCCAUGCUAUGGUCCCUUUUCUGACUUUGGUCUCCAAAUUUCAGAAGUUUGGGAAGAAGGGGACGUCAGAGAUUAGUGUUGAUUCAAAAGAGAUUAAGAAGACGUUGUCCGACGGACUAAGUCUUUUAUGUAAUGUGCACUAUGAGCUGUCAGUGAAACGGAGAUGGUUUAUUCGUCCGUCAUUGCCCUACAAACACUUGUAUCCGUUGUGUAAUGCUGAUACUGCUAUCACUACAGAACUUUUCGGUGAUAAUGUAGAGAAGAGAAUUAAGGAGCUUGAUGACUUGAAUCGUUGCACGCAGAGGAGAGGUCGAGCUUUCGGCAAUCGAUACAAUUCUGGUUAUCGUGGUGGACGGUCAUCAAAAAACUGGCAGGCCCCGUGGGGGCGAGGAGGCUACAGAGGGUCCCAGCUGUCUCACAGAGGGAACUCGAGGUUUCACAGAAGGGGGAGAAGACAGUUUCAGAGCAACCCCAGCAACGAUGCCAACCAGGGGGCAGGAAAAACAGUCAACCAGUAGCACUAAAGGACACUGAACCUGACCGCAUGCGUCAUCUCAGGGCAGCCCUCCAUCAUAGAGGCUUAUCAGAAGAGGCUACCGAUGUGGCGCUCCACUCAUGGCGACGAGGAACUGCAAAGGCUUAUAACUUGGCGUGGCAGAACUGGAGAGUUUGGUGUGGUGAACGGAAAAUUAAUUCUAAUAACCCGACUGAGGAGAUGAUUUGCGACUACCUUUUAUCAUUAAGGGCUUUAGGGCGAUCAUACAGUGUGAUUAACACUCACAGGUCCAUGCUAUCACAGACGCUGGAGUUGUUGGGAUGUAGCGUAUGUCGGAACAGUUCGGUUAUUACUAGGGUUAUGAAAGGAUUAUUUAACCAGAACCCACCUUUGCCCCGGUAUGUCGAGACAUGGGAUGUGUCAAAGGUAUUGACUUUCCUACAGAAUUUGCCGCCAGUAAUUUCCAUUACUCUUAAAGACCUUUCGUUGAAACUUGCUUGUCUGAUUGCAUUGACGACAGCUCAACGUUCACAGACUUUGGCAGCUCUUGAUAUCACCGCGAUGAACAGGACAGAUUUGAUUUGUACCUUUUACAUUAAAGACCUUUUGAAGACUACCAGGGCUGGUAAGUCUUCGGCUUCACAGGUAGUGAAGCUGUAUAAAUAUGAACAAAAUGUGGCAUUAGAUGUGUUAACGGUGUUGGACAGGUAUUUGGAACUGACUAGGACAGGGCGUCUUAGUAAUAGACUGUUUGUUUCAUACAAAACUUUUCGUGCUGUGUCAUCUUCAACCAUAUCACGAUGGGUUAAGGAGAUACUUACUCUUUCGGGUGUUGCAUCAUCUUUUACAUCCCAUUCCACUAGAGGGGCUUCAACCUCUGCGGCCUUUCGGGAAGGCGUUCCCCUUGGUGACAUUUUGCGUACUGCGAAUUGGUCCUCUGCCAGGACCUUUGCCAGAUUUUAUCACAGGGACAUUUCCAGGGGUGGCGAUUUGUUUGCUAAUUCCGUGCUAGGAUCGGCGGGUUGACUUCCUGCAGGUUUUCGGUUUUGAACUGAUGUUAUGUAACAUUCCUGGAUAUCUGGAUUUGACCUGCACUUUUGAUGAUAUUUGGGGAAAAUUUGAACUUUUCAAUGGUUUAUGUUCCUGCAUUUUAACAUGUACUAUGGUGGUGCUGGAUAUUAUAUCAUGAUAGAGGA
Pecten maximus is the source of this 2674-nucleotide messenger RNA. RefSeq lists its product as uncharacterized. NCBI's taxonomy places the organism in Eukaryota, Metazoa, Mollusca, Bivalvia, Pectinida, Pectinidae. Bases 310 to 1500 code for a protein of 396 amino acids. The record is from RefSeq and is a predicted model, not a curated record. The transcript has 2 exons.